Encephalitozoon romaleae SJ-2008 is the source of this 1014-nucleotide messenger RNA. Its product is annotated as tyrosyl-tRNA synthetase. Lineage: Eukaryota; Fungi; Microsporidia; Unikaryonidae. The record is from RefSeq and is a predicted model, not a curated record. Gene Ontology annotation, molecular function: ATP binding; tyrosine-tRNA ligase activity. Gene Ontology annotation, biological process: tyrosyl-tRNA aminoacylation. Bases 1 to 1014 code for a protein of 337 amino acids. The transcript has a single exon.
AUGAGUGUCGAGCAGAAGCUUCAUUUGAUUACAAGAAACCUUCAGGAGAUUCUGGGCUUAGAAGAACUCAAGACAAUUCUUUCUGAAAGAGAGCUGAAUGUUUACUGGGGAACAGCCAUAACAGGAAAGCCUCACAUAGCCUAUCUAGUUCCUCUAAUGAAGGUGAAGGAUUUUGCGGAUGCAGGCUGCAAUGUAAAAGUCCUGCUUGCAGACAUUCAUGGAUUUUUGGAUAAUCUUAAGGCACCUAUUGAAAAGAUUAAAUAUAGGUGUGUGUACUAUGAGAAGCUGAUCAAGGCUUCCUUAAAGAUGCUGGGUGUUGACCUUAAUAGAAUUCAGUUUAUCAAGGGCAGCGAGUUCCAGAGGUCGAACGAAUACACUAUGGACUUGUAUAAAAUUCUGUCAAUAACAUCUGAGCACGAUGCCAAGAAAGCCGGAGCGCAGGUUGUUAAGCAGGUUGAAAAUCCUAUGGUGAGCUCUCUGGUGUAUCCGGCAAUGCAGGCUCUUGACGAAGUCCAUCUGUCCGUAGAUGCACAGUUUGGAGGGGUUGACCAGAGGAAGAUAUUCACAUAUGCCAGGAAAUACUUACCACUUCUCAACUAUAAGAAAAGAAUACAUUUAAUGAGUCCGAUGCUUCCAGGGCUGAACUCAGAGAAGAUGAGCAGCUCUGAUGAUCUUUCAAAAAUCGAUCUCAUGGAUUCUAAAGAGGUUAUUUUGAAGAAGAUAAAGAAAUGUUUCUGUGAAGAGGGGAACAAAGAGAAUGGGCUGAUGAAGAUUUUUUCACACAUUAUAUUUCCCAUCUUUGAGGCUAAGGGAGAGAAGAUUAGAAUUGCAGAUAGAGAUGGAAAGGAGAAGGUCUUUGAAAAGUAUCAGGAAUUCGAGGAUGAGUUUUCCAGUAAGUCUAUUCACCCUGGAGAUCUCAAAACCAAUGCAGCACGGCUCAUUGACGGCAUUAUAAGGCCCAUCAGAGAAGAGAUGGAGAAGGAUUUGAAAAUGGUCAAGCAGGCUUAUGAUUAA